Molecule: messenger RNA, 740 nt
Organism: Hyaloscypha bicolor E
Lineage: Eukaryota; Fungi; Ascomycota; Leotiomycetes; Helotiales; Hyaloscyphaceae
Exons: 1
Coding region: 20-712 (230 amino acids)
Molecular function (GO): protein binding
Source: RefSeq, a predicted model, not a curated record
CCGCGACCUCUUCCUUUCCAUGGCCGCACACAACGAGUCCGAAGAACCGUACAUCGAGAAAAUAUAUACGAAUACAUUUGGCGAGGAUUUUGGGGAGGAGGAGCACUCGCUCGUGGUGCCCGAGACGGCUAGGAUGAACCAUGAUUGUCGGCCCAAUGCGAUGUAUUAUUUUGACUGGAACACGUUGGUACACUACACGCAUGCUUCGAGGAGGAUUUAUGCUGGGGAGGAGAUCACGAUUACGUAUAUCGAUCCUUUACAGACGAGGUUGAGGAGGAGGGCAGCGAUCAAGAGUUCGUGGGGCUUUGAUUGCAGCUGCAGCUUGUGUUCGGCUGAGAAUCACUUUAUCCGCGAGUCGGAUCGACGGGUUAUAGAGAUCAAUAGGAUCAGCAAAAUCUUGGAUGAGGUGGUGAGCCAGAAUGAGACGGAGAGGGAGGCGGCGAGGAAACACGUUUCGGCUGCGGCGGAGAUGGCGGACUUGUUGGUUAGCUUGUAUGAGCAGGAGAGGCUGCAUGCUGGUAUUGCAGAUGGAUAUAGAUUGGCGGCGCUAGUCUACGCAAGUAUUGGGAAUGAGUGGAGGGCCGUGAAAUGGGCAAUGAUGGCUGCUGAUAUUGGGCUCAUCCAUGAUGGGCCCGAGGACGAGGGUGUCCUUGAUGUGAGAAGACUAUUGCUUGCGCCGAGGCAACAUUGGAGUUGGGCUGUAAAUUUAUGACAUUUGUAGCUGUAGUUAGUGAAUGUAA